Aethina tumida (small hive beetle) is the source of this 575-nucleotide messenger RNA. RefSeq names its product general odorant-binding protein 19d-like. The coding region runs from base 53 to 517 and encodes 154 amino acids. Gene Ontology annotation, molecular function: odorant binding. NCBI's taxonomy places the organism in Eukaryota, Metazoa, Arthropoda, Insecta, Coleoptera, Nitidulidae. The record is from RefSeq and is a predicted model, not a curated record. Gene Ontology annotation, biological process: sensory perception of smell. The transcript is spliced from 6 exons.
UGUUGUAUAUAUAUAUAUAUUUUUGGCAAAAUCACAAACUACACAUUUGUGUAUGUUUUCAGUCAAAAUGAUGAAUAAAUUGAUUUUGGUUUUUGUUGUGUGUUUUGUCGGUGUGCAGUCUAUAAGUGAGGAAUUUAUAGAAGACUUCUUGAACCAAGUCCAACCAGUUGCACAACGUUGUAUGGAGGAGACAAAUGCGGGGGAGGAUGAUCUCGGAGCAUUAAUAAGUCAUGAAACUCCACCAACACACGAAGGAAAAUGCAUGUUGUUUUGUAUAUACAAACAUUUUAACCUUCAAAAAGAAGAUGGUACAGCAAACAAAAUUGGGGCAUUAAAAUCUCUAGAUCCUCUCCGGAAAGAAGAUCCAGAAGCUUAUCGUAAGUUUGUACGAUUGUUUGUUCACUGUGGAAGGUCAGUCGUACCAAAUCCUGAUCCUUGCAUUUUCGCUACCGAAUUAGGAAAAUGUGCUUUCGAAAAUGCCCAGGAAAUGGGACUUGGAGAUGUUAUGCAAUUUUAAUAACAUGUAUUACUAUAGAAUAGUUUAUUCAUGGAGUUUUAUUAAAAGUGAAAAUUUG